UAUAAGGGAUGUGAUCGGAUCGAAAAUGUCAGCGCCCGUCAAAGCAUGGGUGUCACAAGGAUUAGUCUUUCUGCGUUCUGCUAAUUGCGGUUUGGAUAAAGGCUUGUUGAACAGAAAGGCCAACAAUUUUCCAAGAGCUUUAGGUAACCACCAGAUAACCAGAGGUCGAAAGCGGUCAACUAGACACCCGUCAUGGUUUGUUCCACAACAACCAAGUGAGACUGAUGAAGACCUUACAGCUGAAAACCAGGAAUAUAUCUCUGAGCUAGUGCAGGCUAGAUAUGCACAACAGAAGAGUCCAUUGAAAGAUGGGCCAUGGGAACGAGGUGUAUGGACAAGGAGCACAAGGAGAACAGGUGUGCUGGCGCUAAAAAUUGGGGUUCUGCCACAGUGGACGAAAGAGGGUCACAAGUUUUACACCACACUCCUUCAGGUUUUGGACAACCAUGUUAUUCGGUACAAUCCUCCAGAAGUUGUUCGGAACUCUUUUGGCUGGCAGCCUUACUGGGGUACAAAGUAUGGCAUAGUUGUUGUGGGCGCACUGAGCUGUGAUCCCCAUGAGUUUUCUAAGGAAUACAACAAUUUGUUCUCAGAAGCAUGUGUUCCUCCCAAGCGUCGUCUGACGCGUUUUCUUGUCACCCCUGAAGCUGCUAUUCAGCCAGGUACUCCACUAAAUGCAACACAUUAUAGGGUUGGUGAUGUAGUGGAUGUUCAAGCCAAAACUAUCGACCAUGGAUUCCAGGGUGUUAUCAAGCGGUGGGGGAUGAAGGGUAUGCCAAAGACCCAUGGUACCACAAAGUCUCACCGAAAAAUGGGCAGUGCUGCUGGAACAGGGACAAAGGGCAGCAUCUGGAAGGGGAAGAGAAUGCCGGGUCACAUGGGAGCAGACUGGAGAGCGCUGAGGGGACUGACAAUUCAUCGUAUUAACUACCGCUACAAUGUGCUGUAUGUGACUGGCCCGUGUUUGCCAGGCCCCAACCAUGCGUAUGUUCGUGUCAUGGACACAGUGUUACCUCGCAGGAAAAACUCAGAUAGCCCACCCCUCAUGCCCACAUGUUACCCGGAAGACCUUGAGGGACCUCUGCCAGAAGAGGCCUUCCAUGAUGACUUGUUUCAAUUUACAGAACCUUCUAUUGCUUACAAGGAGGAUAAAAAAUAGUCCAUCCUGAAGUACGAUCUUGAGGACUUACCAAUGCUUGUAUCAGGUUGUGUUGUGCUGAAAAGGUGCUGCCUGAUAGGGUACUGUUAUCCAGCACCAAAUUCCGCUACUUCAAAAAGAUAGAUGUGACACUUGAAUAUGUGUCUACCUGAUAAGGAGUAAAUCUUGCUCUAGUACGUAAGGCCACACCAAUUUAAAUUUUUGUUUUACAGGUAGAAUAAAUGUUUUUCCAACGCAAGAGGAAGGUGUAAAAAUGUAAACUUAAAAAUCAUUUAAUUUGUGGGGAAUGUAGAUUGUUCCAGUAUUUUUUUCCUGUAGAAGAAUAUUUACUGGAUCAGCAAGCCCUGAAAAUUUCAAGGUGAGAUAAACUAAAAGGGUGGAUUUUCUUUUGUGCUGGUUUUAUUCCAUUUUAUUGGAUUAUUUAGUGUAAAACAGAAAACAAAAUUGGUGUUGCCUGAUUUGGUUUUGAUGAAUUCAUGCCUACCUGCUGGUUGUAUUACACCAGUGCUCCAGUUUUUGAUGAAUUCACACCUACCUGCUGGUAGUGUUAAACCAGUGCACAAGUUAAAUGUCCUGUUAGGGUUAAACCAAUUCGUGCAGCACUCCCAAGCUCUUUUCCUUAUGGAAUGGCCAUGUACACCACCUGACUGGGAUGGAAUUGUCCCUUGAGGUUAUCAGCUGAAAUGACUGGACAUAGCCACAAAUACUGUCACCUUCUCACAAAACUCAGGAACAAAAGAGUUUCCAGUAGACAUAUUGACUUGUUGAAGACAUUAUCUAGACACAUGGAUUAUAUGCAUUGUGGAGUAUGAGGGGAGGUUAGAGUCAAUUAUUCUAUGGGAAUGCUUCUUGUGAAGAGCAAGCUGUGGUUAAGCAUUAAAUCGGUUUCUGCGUGAUAAUCAAAAUCUUGGAUGAGGAUGUUUAUGGCUCGUCCAGAGGAAUCUGGUAUCAUUUUUGUGCGAUAAAUGUAUUCUCUCAACUUGGAAAAGCAAAUUAUAUGUAAAUGUACUCUGUUGAUUCUUAUUAUGCAAAUUUCAGAAUACAUACUUUAUUGAUGCUUCAGUUUCCUUUUAUAUGUGAAACUUUUAGAGUAUUACAUCUUUCACUAAAUAUGGAACACUGCUGGUGAUUUUUUAUAACUGAUCAAGAAAUUAAUCCUGUCAGGUGACUCGUAUGCAGUCCUUUUGCCACACAAUGGUGCCUCAGGUCCAAGCUGGACAACCCAUAGCUCUCUUGUAGUGCAUGAAUAAAAUGUUGCCGAUUUGCUCCCUAAACAUGACUGGAGAGUCAGGACUGAAUAAUAGGCUGAAUAAUAGGCUGAAUAAAUGGUUUUCCAUUCAGCCCUACCACACUUCAUAUCCCAUGAUGCACUGCAGUUUCAGGCAGAGAAAUAGUUAUGCUGCAGACUUGCAUGUUACAAUUAGCCUUAACCCUAUUACAUUAAACAGGCUUGAUGUCAACAGGAGCAUAAUAACAAUCAUCAUGGUAGGACCAGUGUGCUCCACAAUAUUGGGAAGCAGAUUUGAGUGUGGUGUGUAUUAUUGAUAGAGCUGCUCUUUGGAUAAAAGCAGAGGAUGUUUCUGUGGCAGUUUGAAUCUACCAAAUAAAGUUAACUUUUGUCAAGAA
Molecule: messenger RNA, 2785 nt
Organism: Liolophura sinensis
Lineage: Eukaryota; Metazoa; Mollusca; Polyplacophora; Chitonida; Chitonidae
Product: large ribosomal subunit protein uL3m-like
Exons: 9
Coding region: 26-1159 (377 amino acids)
Biological process (GO): translation
Cellular component (GO): ribosome; mitochondrial large ribosomal subunit
Molecular function (GO): structural constituent of ribosome
Source: RefSeq, a predicted model, not a curated record